Molecule: messenger RNA, 1941 nt
Organism: Phytophthora nicotianae INRA-310
Lineage: Eukaryota; Oomycota; Peronosporomycetes; Peronosporales; Peronosporaceae
Exons: 1
Coding region: 1-1941 (646 amino acids)
Source: RefSeq, a predicted model, not a curated record
AUGCAGAACAGCGUUGCAGUCGCUCGGAAUUUGAGAUGGUCAAAAGAAGACGAGAUCUCACAAGAGAGGAUGAUUGAUGUUAAGCUUCCGGGUGCUGUAAAGCUUGGGAAUCUGGGCGUCUCACAGACACUGAAGAAGCUUGCAACAAGCGCUAAGCAAAGAUUUACUUCCAACAACCAGAUGGCCACCAACAGACGUUUCAAGACACUCAAAGUUGGAAUGGAGAAAUCAACGCUUUUUGAGAGCGUGCCGUUUCAACGGUGGGUUCAGUAUGUGAGCAAAGCCUACAAGAAGAACCCUGAAGCAGGUGAAGUGGCGAUGGUAUCAACCUUGAGAGAUCAUUACGGCGAUAGGAAACUAGUGAAAUACCUAGUUAAGGCGCAGCAAAAUUCGAAUACGAUGAAAAUCGCCAAAAAGUUUGAAUCCAUUCAGAUUGACUUCUGGAUCAUUGAAAAGAAAACAGCUGACGAAAUGUUCCAUCUUCUAAAGCUGAGCGUGGAUAAGGAUGAUCUUUUGGAGAGCGCAUUGUUGAAAAUGUGGAUAUCGUUCGUAAAGAAGCUCGGGAAGGAAGAUCCGUACGAUGCGUUGCUACUCAAGCUGACAAAACGGUUUGACGAAGAUGAACUUGCUCACUUCCUCAUUAGAGCAAAGGCCAGCGACAGUACGCGCCAUAUCGCUUCGGAGUUGGAAAGGGUGCAGUUGAAGAACUGGUUGAGCAAUGGAAAGACAGCCGAUGAUGCUUUCAAACUUCUACGUCUGAACGCCGCCACGGGAGAUGAAAUUUUGAGAAAUCCAUCUCUCCGCACCUGGAUCUCUUACGUCACUGCACUCGACAAGGAAGACGCAUACCAUUUGCUACUGGUCAAAUUGAUGAAAUACUACGAUGAAGGUGAGCUGACUAAACGUUUAGUUGCAGCGAAGGCGGAUUGGAGCUCGAGCGUGAGUGUUGCAAAGUUGGAGCAAGCAUUGCUUAAUAGCUGGUUGGCGAAAGAGAAAACAGCUGAAGAUGCUUUUAAGAUUCUUCGGCUUAGCGACGAUAUUGGGGAUGACAUUCUGAGAAACCCAGCUGUGACUACGUGGUACUCGUACGUGAAAAUGCGCAAGCAGAAUCCUGACGAAUUGUUGUUUUUCGAACUGAAAAAGGUAUUAAGUGAUGAACGUCUAGCGAGGACGCUCGUUGCGGCAAAGAAAAAAGGUAACGCGGAGAUUGAUGUCAGUGUGUUGGAAGUGGAGCAGUUCAAGUAUUGGCUCCGAGGAGGGAAAAGUGCAGAUGACAUUUUUACUCUUCUGAAACUAAACAAGAACGGGGACAAACUUUUUGAGAGCCCCAUGUUGAAUACUUGGGUAUCAUACGUGGUAAAACUAGACGAGAAGAACGCGGACGAGUUGAUUUUCGUGGCACUGAAAAAUCACUACGGUAUUGAGAGCGUGAAGGAAAUGAUUGUCCAGGCAAAAACCAGGGUAACUACAGAAAAUCUUGCUUCAAAACUGCAAGAGGAAGUGUGGAGGAGCACGGGAAAAACAGAGGACGACAUUUUCAACCUUCUGAAGCUUGACAAAGAUACGCUUCUUGAAAAUCCAGGGCUGAAAACAUGGGUCUCCUACGCCACCAAGCUGGGCAAGCACAAAGAAACACCAGACGAGUUUGCAGUUAUCAACGAUUUAGAAAGGCGCCUUGACUUAGAUUCGUUGGGUCUUGCGCGGAAAUUUGGCGAGGCUAUGAUCUCCUCACAAAUGGGUGGUAGGAGAACGACUACAGAUGUGCUUAACACUUUGCAGGCAAUGCAGUUCAAGCAGUGGAUGACCCAAAAGGGCUGGGAUGUCAGAGAAGUCAGUCAUCUCCUAAGCGCACACCCUGACAACCCGAUGAACGCGCGUAUCAUUCUCGAUUUUUUAAAGUUCUACAGCGAUAUACAGAUUCGGUAUCGUAAUGUAGGAUAG